Molecule: messenger RNA, 1448 nt
Organism: Drosophila obscura
Lineage: Eukaryota; Metazoa; Arthropoda; Insecta; Diptera; Drosophilidae
Product: motile sperm domain-containing protein 2
Exons: 3
Coding region: 666-1391 (241 amino acids)
Source: RefSeq, a predicted model, not a curated record
CUCUGAAAGGGUAUUAAAAAUUAUCUCAGUAAACUAAGCUCGUCAUAUCGAAUCGAAGCAAAACCACAGAGAAUUUCCACAGUCUAGAUCGAUAGCUCUCCAAAAUUUAUUGUACAUUCCCAUAGAAGUCAUACAAUAUAUGCAAGAGGCAAACCACAGCAGCAGCAGCGGUAAUAAAAACCGAUUCCCAAAGUCUUCCAUAAAGAACGCCAGAGGCCCCAAGAGUGAGACGGUUGGUGGGGUCUGUUUGCUCUGCUUAUCGCAAUUGACGGGGGUUUCUCUCCCCCCUGCACAGACCAGUAUCGUACGCUCUGCUCUCACUAUCUCUCUUUCGCUGCGGGCUGUGUGCUGUAUUUUAUAUUGAUUAAAGAACAGGCCCGCGCCUGCUCGCUGCCCUCCCCACCCGCAUUGAGUCAUUUACAUGAUCACUUCGGAACAAGCGGACCAGAGUGCACAGUUGUGAGCGCUUUGUGGCUGUCAGUCGCUGAUUAGCCCGCACACUGGAAAGAUCACAGUACUACGAAUCCGAAAAGUCCAAGUCCAAGUUCUAGCACUAGCGGAUGCGAUAAGAAAGCAAAUCAGUUGGCAAAAACUAUCCGGUAUAAAUCGAAGGAGCGGUUUCGGCGAUCAUUCAUUAAGCUGGUAGAAACCACACAAGAAGCACAAUGCCCCGAGGAGUACUGCCAACAGCCGAACAGAUUAACGAGGUUAAGACACGGUUUCUACAGAAACUGGAGUCGGAGCCGCCAGCAGAUGCCUUUCUUCCUGAGGACCUGAAGCGCAUCACCGACAACGAUUUAUGGAUCACGAAACUGCUGGAGGCCUUUGACCUCGAUGUGGAGAAGACCCUUACACGACUUUGGGAAAACUUGGCUUGGCGCCAGAGCUACGGCGUGUAUAACAUCACCGAGAGCAAUGUGAACCAGGAAUAUCUGCACGAAGGCUCGAUCUAUGCACACAACAAGGACAGGGAUGGCAAGCCACUGCUCAUUCUCAGCCUGAAGCAGCACUCGAAGAGCAAGAACCACGACGAUCUCAUGCGCCUUGUCGUGUACUGGAUCGAGCGCAUUCACCGCGAGAACAACCUCGAAAAGAUCACCAUUUUCAUGGACAUGACUGGCUCCGGGCUGGGCAACAUGGACUUGGACUUUAUCAAGAACAUCAUUAAUCUUUUUGAGACAAAAUAUCCGUACGUGCCCAACUAUAUACUCGUGCACGAACUGCCCUUCCUGCUAAAUGCUGUGUUCAAACUAGUCAAGACCUUCCUGCCCGCCAAAGCCCUGGAGAUCCUGCGCGUGACCACCAAGAAGGAUAUCACCGAGUACGUGGACAAGGACAACUGCCUCAAGCUGUGGGGCGGCAAUGACGAGUACCAGUACAAAUUUGUCUAGAAUUAAACCAUAAACUGUAUAAGAGUGUGUAAAUAAUACGAUAUUUAUUGCCUGAGA